UUCGGAAGGUUGGAUCAGAUUCCAGUAAGAUCAUGGCAGAGUACAGCCACACACAAAACCAGAUGGAUUUACAAAAUGCUAGUUUGGGAAAGGCUUCUGUGGUGAAUUCACUUGAAAAUGGUCUCCAGGAUAUUAUGGAAAACCUCAACCCAAAGAAAUACUCCUCAAGUCUCAAAUUUAAAACAAAUGGGGACUAUGCUGGUUCUUAUUUAACCCUCUCACAACCUGUGCCCGCUAAACCCAGUCCUUCCUCCAGUGUUAAAAAUACCCACUCGAUUACCAAAAUUCAAGGAGGUAAGCUGUUCCCGUGUGAGAGCCCAUAUCUUUUGGAUAAGAGUAUCUCUGCGAAGCAUUUGAAUUCCAUAUCUGGCACUUCUCCGUCCUUUGGCGGGUACGGUUUGGGAAGGACAGACUUUGAUAUCCACGCCAACCGAGAAAAUGAAAAAUCCCACGGACACGCGGACAAGUUUCACUACUCAAAGUACAGUCAAAAAAACAAGUCGUACGACAACGUCUACUUCCCAGGAAUGCUGGACACGAAGAAGAUCUCCGGCUCGCUUCUCACCAUGUGGAAUGGAAGCUCGGGGAGUGAACUGAUGCUUUCCCCCGCGAGCAAUUCGGGGGCAGCCAGCAUGCCUUCGAGCCCAAAGCAAGGCAGGAGGGUGAACGUUCAAGACAGCCUGGCUCUUCACGCGAGGCCAGCUAAGCACAGGGAUGUGGUGACAGAGCCUCUGAGUUCACGACCUAGGAAAUACUCCGGCGGAUCUCUAAGUCAUAUGGGAAUGUACAGUCGUUCCCUGCCCAGACUUUAUAAAGCAACAGAAAACCAGUUGGUGCCAUUGAGUUUGCCCCCAAGAAACUCUCUGGGUAAUACUAAAAGGAAAAAACUUGGAGAAAAAGAUCUACCUCAGAAUGCUUUAGAUGCUGAUAAUUACCUGAAUUUUUCUUCUUGCAGCUCAGGAGUUUUGCCACAUGCAAAUUCUGUGUCGGAGAAUAAUCCCUAUGUUAGUUCCACUCUUAGUGUUCCUCCGAGCCCUCGAAUUGCUAAAAAAAUGCUCUUAGCUUCUUCUUCCUCCUUUCUUUCUGAUGAUUUUGAUAGAUUUGGGCUCUCAGGAACAAGUCCCAGUAAUUCUUUCUCCCCUGUGGAUUUUGACAGAUCAUUCUCUGUCAGAAGAAACCUUUCCACUAGUUCCAUAGAAUUUGAUGAAAUGGAUUUGGAAAGCUUCAGACAGACACCAAACUCACUGCAAACUUCUGUAAGAGAACGGAAGAACAGCAUUAGUUCCAUUUCUGGAAGAGAGGACCUCAUGGAUUAUCACAGGAGACAGAGGGAAGAGAGGCUUAGGGAGCAAGAGAUGGAACGUCUGGAGCGUCAGCGGUUGGAGACAAUCCUCAACUUGUGUGCAGAAUACUCCAAACCUGACAGUGACCCUGCUACGUCUACAACGGUUGCCGAUGUUCAAAAAAUUAACAAAGAACUUGAAAAGCUUCAGCUAUCAGAUGAAGAUUCAGUGUUUGAAGAUUCACAAAUGAAUCUUGAAACACGGUUCAGAAACCACUUGAAAUCAUCUGCGAGUGAUUCAGAUUUUUCGGAGCUGAGCAAUCACAGUCGCAGUGCUGGUGCUUUCCUUUCCUCCAGAGGGUUGAAAGGUGACGAACACUUCAAUGACACCAUGAAGACUCCACCUCUAGCUGCUUCUGCCUUCCUGAAGGAUUCCACGGAAUCUUCCUACUUAAGUAUCACACCAAAGGUACCAGAAUGCCUCAGUGAUGAGCAGAGAGGGCAGGAGCUCGGUCGACUGGAGGAGGAGCGCAUAGCGAUACUGAAUAAUUUGGAGGAACUUGAACAGAAGAUCAAAGAUUUAAAUGACCAGAUGGAUGAGUCCUCAAGAGAGUUGGAUAUGGAAUGUGCCCUUUUGGAUGGGGAACAGAAAUCUGAAACAACAGAGCUUCUGAAAGAGAAGGAAAUUUUGGAUCAUCUAAACAGGAAAAUAGCUGAGCUGGAGAGAAAUGUUAUUGGUGAAAAGACAAAGGAAAAAUUAAAACUUGAUGCUGAGAGGGAAAAACUAGAGAGGCUUCAGGAGCUUUACUCCGAGCAGAAGACGCAGCUUGAUAAUUGCCCCGAGUCCAUGAGGGAACAAUUACAGCAGCAGCUGAAGAGGGAUGCUGAUCUGUUGGACAUAGAAAGCAAACAUUUUGAAGAUUUGGAAUUUCAGCAGCUUGAACACGAGAGCAGGUUAGAUGAAGAAAAAGAAAAUCUGACGCAACAGCUCCUGCGUGAAGUAGCUGAAUAUCAGCGUAGCAUUGUCAGUAGAAAGGAAAAGAUUUCUGCUCUCAAAAAGCAAGCCACUCAUAUUGUUCAACAAGCACAAAGAGAACAAGAUCAUUUUGUAAAAGAGAAAAAUAACUUAAUAAUGAUGCUGCAAAGGGAAAAAGAGAAUCUCUGUAAUCUGGAAAAGAAAUAUUCUGCACUUUCCGGAGGAAAGGGAUUUCCUGUCAGCCCCAAUAGUCUAAAAGAGGGUUUUAUCAGUGUAAGUGAAAUUAGUGAGCUGUAUGGCAAUUCCACGAGUAUAUCCCCUUCCUCCCAGACCCCCACAGAUGCUGAAGCAGUUGCCACUGAGCCCUCCACGGCUGUGCUGACGAGCCAGCCACAAAAUAAAGAGCUAAGAUCACCUCUCUGUUCUGGAUUUGUGUUUCCUCACUCUCUUUCUCCUCGCUCUAUUGCUCAACUUUCAUCAGUCCAUUGGCCUGAGGUCAUGGCUACUCAUGUAGAUCCUAUUCCUUUAUCUGAUACACCUCCUCCUCUGCCAGCUAAGAAACACCGCAGGCAACCACAGCAUUUCAGAAAUCUGGAAGAGCUUGAAGAGCGGAAGAAGCAGCACAGAGAAUGCAUGUACAUGAGUGAUACUUUACCUCGCAAGAAAACAACUCCAGCUGUAUCACCUCACUUCAAUAGUGCUACUCUUGGACGAAGUAUUGCAUCUAAAGGACAUUUACCACUAGGACAGAGCAACAGCUGUGGCAGCGUGCUUCCUCACUGCUUGGCAACGAUGACCAAAGAGUCGGAGUCAAGAAGGAUGCACAAAGGGUAUAACCAGCAGCGCGUGUGCGAGGAGCACCGCCAGAAACCUCCCGAGUUCUACAGCAGAACCGCGUCCGAAUCGAACGUGUAUCUCAACAGCUUCCACUACCCAGACCGUAGUUACAAGGACCAUGCCUUCGACACGCUCAGCUUAGACAGCUCUGACAGCAUGGAGACAAGCAUAUCGGCAUGCUCACCAGAUAACAUUUCCAGUGCAAGCACUUCAAAUGUUGCAAGAAUAGAAGAGAUGGAGAGACUCCUGAAACAAGCCCAUGCUGAAAAGACCAGGCUGCUUGAGACCAGGGAACGGGAGAUGGAAGCUAAAAAACGAGCUCUGGAAGAAGAGAAACGUCGCAGAGAGCAAUUGGAGAAAAGACUGGAAGAAGAAACUAGCCAGAGGCAAAAAUUAAUUGAAAAGGAAGUUAAGAUACGUGAGAAGCAAAGAGCACAGGCCCGUCCCUUGACUCGCUACUUGCCCAUUAGAAAGGAAGACUUUGAUCUGCGAAGUCACAUUGAAACAGCUGGUCACAACAUCGAGACCUGUUACCACAUCUCCCUCACAGAGAAGACCUGCCGAGGCUUUCUGAUUAAGAUGGGAGGGAAAAUUAAAACCUGGAAAAAACGGUGGUUUGUUUUUGACAGAAACAAGAGAACUUUUACUUAUUAUGCAGACAAACAUGAAACUAAAUUAAAAGGUGUAAUAUAUUUUCAAGCUAUUGAAGAAGUCUAUUACGAUCAUCUAAAGAACGCAUAUAAGAGUCCCAACCCACUACUCACUUUCAGUGUUAAGACCCAUGACCGGAUAUACUACAUGGUUGCUCCUACACCAGAAGCCAUGAGGAUAUGGAUGGAUGUUAUUGUUACUGGCGCAGAAGGCUACACUCACUUCAUGUUGUAAUCAAACGGGGCAAUAGGGCAGAUUGCAAUAACCUAACAUAUGAAGUUAGCCAUAUCUAGCAAAAUCCGAAAAGCCACAUGCGUUAUUGGUGAAUGCUCAGAAAUAUCCUCCUUAUGAUGUGCACCCAAAACCACAGAAUGAAAAGGUUUUAUAAAUGCACUGAAAAGGAGGACCUGUUACUUAUUUUAGUUGACCUGUAUAGGAGCAAAAGAGCUAACACUCUUCAGUCAUAGUGCUCUGAAAUGGAUAACGGGACAUUUUAAAUG
Tinamus guttatus (white-throated tinamou) is the source of this 4246-nucleotide messenger RNA. Lineage: Eukaryota; Metazoa; Chordata; Aves; Tinamiformes; Tinamidae. The record is from RefSeq and is a predicted model, not a curated record.